Messenger RNA from Misgurnus anguillicaudatus (oriental weatherfish), 4607 nucleotides. It is a transcript of the gene col8a2, whose product is annotated as collagen, type VIII, alpha 2. NCBI's taxonomy places the organism in Eukaryota, Metazoa, Chordata, Actinopteri, Cypriniformes, Cobitidae. The record is from RefSeq and is a predicted model, not a curated record. Gene Ontology annotation, molecular function: protein binding.
CUUGCCAUUUGUAUGGAGGGAACCACAGAAACAAUCAUCUCUCUCUCAGUUUGGAAAAAAAUACUAGCAAGUAAAGAGCCAGGGAGCUUCCAGGUGCUUUGCCCCCAGUUAAAAGCCCAGUAAGGAGGACCUCUCCCUGCCUAAAGUCAGAGGAGUGACUGCUUAGUAAGGUUGAGUACCCUGCCUCUCUCUCUCCCUCUCUCUCUCUCUCCCCCUCUCUCCCUCCUACUUUCCACCCUGAACAGAGAUUCAGAAGGUGCGUCUGAAAUCUACUUGUAUCCAGCCUGGAGAUCAACACCACAAGGACCUUUCACUUCACUGCGAAAGCACAUGGACUUAAUUUUCAGCAGAGACAGCAAUAACAGCAAAUGCCACACAGGCACCUGCCAAUAAGAACUACGGCUUUCUCUCAUAUUUAGAUUUUUUCUUCUGGGCGCAUGUAAACAAUAUUUGACUGUGACUGAGUGCCAAGGCAUAGCCGAGACUUUUCUGUCCAUUACGUUUUUGUUGUUUCUCAAGAGAUGAAUCUCUGAAGACGAGACCCACCUGCAGAAAUUACCUGCCUGAGACAUUUAAACUGAGAUUCUUCCUCAAGGGUGAGUUUGAAGCUUGUGACCACAGAGGCCAAUGACAAUGUUGGCACUGCUCUGUGUCCUGUUAACUUUGGGGAAACAUGCCCUGGGUGGAGGUUACGCCCCCAUGCCACAGAUGAAAUACAUGCAGCCCAUGAUGAAGGGGCCGGUUGGUCCACCAUUCAGAGAAGGAAAGGGCCAGUAUCUUGACUUUCCACCAAUGAUGGAUGUAAAAGGGGAGCCAGGUCCUCAAGGGAAACCAGGGCCAAGGGGACCACCUGGGCCUCCUGGAUUACCAGGGAAACCCGGAUUAGGAAAACCUGGUCUAAAUGGUCAGCCAGGUCCACAAGGGCCAUCAGGAUUCCCUGGAAUCGGAAAGCCUGGCCUACCAGGUUUACCAGGAAAAAUAGGGCCUAAAGGACCACCAGGACUCAAUGGGGAGGGUGGUCUUCGUGGAGAGCCAGGUCCACGAGGACUGCCAGGUCAGCCAGGCCCGCCUGGGCCUGCAGGUCUGUCAUUGAAUGGGAAACCAGGGUUACCUGGGACAAGAGGCCCACCCGGUUCAAGAGGUGAACCAGGACCUAAAGGAUUCAAUGGUAGUCCUGGAGAACGAGGGCCACAAGGCGAAAAUGGCAAUGGCAAGCCUGGUCUGCCUGGUCCCAGGGGGCCCAAUGGCCUUCCGGGACCUCCAGGAGCUCCUGGUGUCCCUGGGUUGGGUAAACCAGGGAUUGAUGGGUUACCCGGACAACCUGGGCCAAAGGGAGAUAAAGGACUUCCAGGGGAACAAGGUGUCCCUGGAGAGGCUGGUCUUCCUGGACUUCAAGGACAGCCUGGGCAACCUGGCUUAGGAAAGCCUGGGAAUGAUGGUGUACCAGGUAGUCCAGGCUCAUUGGGGCCAAAAGGUGAACCCGGCACUAGAGGACAACCCGGGUUUCCUGGACCUCCUGGCUAUGGUAAACAAGGGCUUGCUGGACAAAAAGGUGACAGAGGUCUUGCUGGAUUACCAGGAGCACCUGGUGACAAAGGUGAACCUGGAUUGGAGGGCAUACCAGGAGGUGUGGGGCCAGCUGGACAGCAAGGGCCUCCAGGUCCACAAGGCCCUAUGGGUCUUCCAGGAAAACAUGGCAUACCAGGUCCAAAGGGUGAGCUUGGCCCACAAGGGCCCCCAGGCUUGCCAGGACUCAGAGGAGAUCAGGGUCCCAGUGGUCUAGCAGGAAAACCAGGCCUAGCAGGGGACAAGGGCCUUCCUGGUCUCAAUGGAGCCGCAGGAAAGCCAGGGCCUAAAGGUGAACCAGGUCACAUUGGUUUGCCAGGUAAUCCUGGUUUGAUUGGAGGACCAGGUCCAAAAGGUGAGAAUGGAUUCCCAGGACCCCCUGGGCCACGUGGUACAUCAGGAAUUCCUGGUCUUCCAGGCCCAACUGGUCACAUGGGACCACAAGGUGUUCCAGGGUUGAAAGGUGAACUAGGUCCACCAGGGCCCCAAGGAAUUGGAAAACCUGGAGACAAGGGGUUGCCUGGUCCACAAGGACCUCCAGGAAAACCUGGCUCUCCUGGACUUAAUGGUGUGCAGGGCCUUCCAGGUCCACCUGGACCUCCUGGGCCCCCUGGCCAAUCUAAUGGUCAGGAGACAGCAGUUCAAGGGCCAAGUAUUGAAGGUGGAACCAUUCCAGGUGGUGAGAAACCACAAUUUGGUCAAGCUGUGCUCUCCGCCAGUGUGGCUCCUGCUUUUACAGCCAUUCUGACUAAACCAUUUCCACCAUCUGGAAUGCCCAUCAAAUUUGACAGAAUUCUCCACAAUGGGCAAAACGCUUACAACCCUGCCACUGGCAUCUUCACAAGCCCAAUUCCUGGAAUCUACUAUUUUGCUUAUCAUGUACAUGUAAAGGGAACCAGCCUGUGGGUGGCACUGUACAAAAACAAUGUGCCAGCCACAUACACCUAUGAUGAAUACAAGAAGGGCUAUAUGGACCAGGCAUCAGGUAGUGCAGUACUGGAGCUGAAAGAAAAUGACCAGGUUUGGUUGCAGAUGCCCUCUGACCAAGCAAAUGGCCUCUACUCCACUGAGUACAUCCAUUCGUCCUUCUCAGGGUUUCUCCUGUGCCCCACAUAACAGUCCAUCUUACCUGUGAAGUCCUUGCUUAAGUGCCUUGCAGUAACAUCUAGCAACUAGAUGACAGGAAAGACUUACUGAACGACACAGAGGAUGGAGAAAGUUCAAAACAGGGGAGCCUCCCUGUUAUAACUCUCUCUUUCAACUAUCUGAUUUGAUCAUUGUUUUUCUUUUAAAUGUUGUUAUUUUCUGCCUAUAUUAUAAUUUUAUUAUAACUGUUAUAUUAUUUUUGUUGAUGUUGUUAUAUUAUGGUGUUAUUUUAUUGAUGUUGUUGUUGUAGUUGCUGUUGUUUAUUGGAAUCAGACUUAAGUACUUUGCAAUGCGUAAGUAACCAGUUUAAGACUUACCCAUGUGACUGCACACUUUGCCAAAUGACUCCCAUUGAGCUCCAUCACAUUGACUCUGGGGUUAUCUUUUCCCCUAGUUGCAGUCAUAUUUACAUCAAACCCCUUUCAUUUUUCCUUCAUGUACCACUUGAUCAGUGCAACAUUUUAGAUUUCAAACAUUUGUUCAAACAUUGUUUGUACUCAGUACAUUCACCAGUAAUGUAAAGAAAAAAUCUCUGUUUAAUAUUGUUUUUCUUAUUAAUGCCAGACAGGUGAAUCUGUUUAGUGAUAUAUUUUGUUUGAUUUACUGUGUUAAAGCGAUGAUGACUGUGUGCUGUGUUAUCUGUUUCUGUGACAAAACAUUGUGUUCAGAAAAGUAAAAAAAUUACUUGAUUUUAAAGAUUUCAUUGUUGAAAACAUAAAUCAAUACUGGUCCCGAAAGAGGACUACAAUAUAACAGUGCCUGUAUUUACAAAUAUGCAAUUUCUGUGACUUUCAUACUGUUUAAAAUCACCAAAAUUAAUGCAAAUUAUAUAGGAUACCUACCGUACAUGGAUGGUAAGGGACUACUAGUAGAUUAAGAAAACAUGACAACAUGAUUCUGAUGUUUUGUAACAAUGCAAAGUAUUGAGAUUGAAUACUUAAAAUAUUUUUUACAUACAUCAUAUUUCACAUUACUGCAUCUGAAUUUUAAUGGCAUAUUGACUUCUAUUCACAUAUAAUACAUGAUUAACACGUCAAAAUCAGCCUAAACAAUUAUGUAUUAUAUAUUUAUGAGGUAACAUCAUUUAGAACAUCAUUUAAAAGCUUUUCUUCUUGAAAGAUAAAUACAUAUCACAUCAACAUGAUUGUCAAAUAUUGUCCUUUAAUUCCCAUUAGAAAGACCAAAUGAAACAACAGUGCACUCAAUCUUUUUCCAUACACACAUUUAUAUGACACAUUUGUUGCUUAAAAUGGAGAUUUCAUUCACUUGUAUUAUGUAUAGGUAACAGUUGUUUCCUAUUUCAAUUUUCACUUAUAGCAAAUGGGGUGCAUUUUAUGACUUCCAUAUUAACACUGUGAUGGAUAUUUUCUACAAUAAGUGGACAUUGUUUGUGUGCAAUGGAUUAAGGAUUUUUACAAUUAAUUAUUCUAACAGUAUAUCUCAAAAUUGCUUUGACCAUGGUGCUUCUUUUUGAUGUUCAAAACAAACUGGGAUAAAAGCCUUAAUUCUGUUAGGGAUAUUUGAUCAUUAUCAAUUAUCAAAUUUAAGGAAACAACCAAUCCCAUUUGCACAUGAACUUAAUAAAGGCGUAUUUGUGAUAGUCCCAUACAAAAGUCCAGCCACCGAAACCCUAAACAUAAAACUAAUCUUAUAUUUAACAGUAUUGAGGAGUUAGGAGCAUGUAGUCAACAUGCUACCGUUGUUUUUCUUUUUGUGUAAUGUAUCUAUCAAUCUAUAGGACAUUAUGUCUUCUACGUGGCUAUUGCAUUUACAUUAUGCAAUCCAUUUUAGGGUAUUAAAAUGCACUCUUUUGAUUGAACAUAUUUUGUCAGCUUGUACGAAAUCUGCAAGCAGUACUGUACUGAUGCAACAUCAAUAAAGAUUUUCUUGAUCAA